Molecule: messenger RNA, 1755 nt
Organism: Panicum hallii
Lineage: Eukaryota; Viridiplantae; Streptophyta; Magnoliopsida; Poales; Poaceae
Product: probable auxin efflux carrier component 3b
Exons: 6
Coding region: 1-1755 (584 amino acids)
Biological process (GO): auxin export across the plasma membrane; auxin polar transport
Cellular component (GO): endoplasmic reticulum; plasma membrane
Molecular function (GO): auxin efflux transmembrane transporter activity
Source: RefSeq, a predicted model, not a curated record
AUGAUAUCGUGGCACGACCUGUACACGGUGCUGUGCGCGGUGGUGCCGCUGUACGUGGCCAUGAUCCUGGCGUACGGCUCCGUGCGGUGGUGGGGCGUCCUCACGCCGGAGCAGUGCUCGGGCAUCAACCGCUUCGUUUCCGUCUUCGCCGUGCCGCUCCUCUCCUUCCACUGCAUCGCCGCCAGCAACCCCUACGUCAUGAACCUGCGCUUCGUCGCCGCCGACACGCUGCAGAAGGUCCUCGUCCUCGCCGCGCUCGCCGCCUGGUCGUGCAUCCCCGCGCGCGGCGGCAGGACCCGGGCGCCGACGAUCGACUGGUCCAUCACGCUCUUCUCCCUCGCCACGCUGCCCAACACGCUCAUCAUGGGCCUGCCGCUCCUCGUCGCCAUGUACGGCCGCUACUGCGGGGACCUCCUGGUGCAGGUCGUCGUGCUCCAGUGCAUCGUGUGGUACACGAUCCUGCUCGUGCUCUUCGAGUUCCGCGCCGCGCGGGUGCUCAUCGCGGGCCAGUGCCCGGACACCGCGGCGUCCAUCGCAGAGGUGCACGUCGACCCGGACGUCGUGUCCCUCGCGGGAAGCCAGGCGGAGGCGCAGGCCGAGGUCUCGCCGGACGGCAAGACGCGCCUCGUCGUGCGCCGGUCAACGUCACGGCAGUCCCUGGCGGUCGCCGGGACGCCGCGGCCGUCGAACCUGACGGGCGUGGAGAUAUACUCGGUGAGCUCGUCACGGAACGCCACCCCUAGGGGAUCCAGCUCCGCGCACGCCGACGUCUACGCCGCCGGCUUCGCGCCGCUGCACAGCGCGUCGAUGCGCAUGUCGAGCUUCGGCGCGGCGGAUCUCUUCUCGCUGCACUCGUCGAGGCAGCACACGCCGCGGGCGUCCAACUUCGACGAGCACGCGGUCCGGGCCAGAUCAGCCGCCGCGGUGGCGCCCAGCUACGACCCCAAGGACAUGCCCACGUUCGAGUGGAGCUCCGGUGCUUCCGCCGCGUCGGAGGUAAACGGCUUGCCAGUGUUCCGCGGCGGCGAUCACCGCGCCAAGGAUGUACGCCGACUAGUCCCCUCCGAGGAGCCGCCCGUUGGCUUGUCGAGAGCGAUGCGGCCCGAGGAGCGUGUCGGCAGCUUCAAGGCGGAGGCCGUGCAGGACGCGCUGGCGAAGCUGGAGUCCGGCUCGACGGAGCAGCGGCAGAACGGGAAGGAUGCCGGCGGGGAGAACGCCGGCGGCGCGGGCGCGGGAGGGCAGCAAAAGGCACCGGCCGGCGUGAUGAUGCAGCUCAUCGUCACGAUGGUGUGGCGGCGGCUGAUCCGCAACCCCAACACGUACGCCAGCCUCGUCGGCCUCACUUGGUCUCUAAUCUCAUUCAGAUUCCACAUCGCGAUGCCAAUCAUAGUGAAGAAUUCCAUCUCCAUACUCUCCGAUGCAGGGCUAGGGAUGGCCAUGUUCAGCUUGGGACUCUUCAUGGCCAUGCAACCGAAGAUAAUCGCCUGCGGAAACUCGGUCGCGGCCAUCACCAUGGCCAUCCGCUUCCUCUUCGGCCCCGCGGUCAUGGCCGUCACGUCUGCCGCUGUCGGCCUCCGAGGCACGCUCCUCUGCAUCGCCAUUGUUCAGGCCGCUCUGCCGCAAGGAAUUGUGCCUUUUGUGUUCGCCAAGGAGUACGAUCUGCACGCCGCCAUUCUCUGCACCGGGGUCAUAUUUGGCAUGCUAGUCGGUCUUCCCAUCGCCUUGGUCUACUAUAUCAUCCUCGGAUUUCUAUGA